This is a messenger RNA of Cucurbitaria berberidis CBS 394.84, 915 nucleotides long. RefSeq lists its product as uncharacterized. The record is from RefSeq and is a predicted model, not a curated record. The transcript is spliced from 2 exons. The coding region runs from base 157 to 693 and encodes 178 amino acids. NCBI's taxonomy places the organism in Eukaryota, Fungi, Ascomycota, Dothideomycetes, Pleosporales, Cucurbitariaceae.
AUUUCGACGAAAUCGUUGAGAAGUUGCGAGAUGACCUAAUGGAUACUGAGGAGAAAAUAUGUUCUGUCCUCGAUGACAUGAUUGCUGAAAUGCAAAGUAAAAGCUCUACUAUGCGUAUCAAAUCACGGCUAAUUCAAGAUAGACAAUCGUCCAGAAAUGUCUCCCAGGGCUCUCGGCUACAUAGACCGCUUAGAGUUAACGAAGAACGAGGUCGGUAUCUUAUUUGACAAGAUUGUAGAAAUACUGAAGGGUUUCUUUACCCUACAACGGACGAACUCAUGCGAAUACAAUGUGGAAACGAGUUAUCUGAAAGAGGGUAUGGACAAAUUGUAUAAUUCAAGCAACCGGGCGCGUCCAGAAACCCGUAGUAAGACCUUGCAUAGUGUACGGUGUCAGGUCUUCAGGGAAGGACUAUGCGAUGCGGUUAGGAGUCCAUACAUGGGCAUCUACACUAAUCUAGAAAUGGCUUGUAACUCGGAGAAGGAAAGGAUCAACAACCUCAUCACAGGAGAUCUCAGAAAAGUGUUCGCCCAACUGUCCGCCAAUCUUGAGAAUAUGCGACCAACACACAACUGCCAUGAGUCUCGGACCACGGCCAAAAUGGAAGAUACACUUCAACAGUUGAAGAAGUUAAAGGAAAAGAAUUUGUCCAUGCACAACGAUCUCCUCGUGGAGAGUUGGUAUGGAUCUUAGCAGUUAAUCAGGAGCUGCCAUGUAGAGUUACGACUCGCUUAUAGUCGAGGCUUCAGAUGUAUCUCAUCGCUGGGAGGGAUUGAACCAAAAUCAGUUCUCUAAGACCAUGCAUCUGUCCAUAAUGGAACUCGCAGUUGCCGACUACGUCUCGGCGACAGCUUAUAUACUCUACAACACAGUUCACAUAUAUAUCCUACAAAUCAAGGAUUCCUUGUCUCCAUC